AUGACUUUUAUGAAGUUGAAGCCACCUGGUGUUGCGACUCACGUAUCCCAAAUCUGUUUUAAGAAGGUCCAAGCGUUGGGAAGCGUUUUACAUAACUUUGUUCGUCUUAGAAGAGCUUCGAAAGAACAGGACACCUUGGAAUGGACUUUGCCAUCACGAAUUCUCACUGUGGCUUCGUACAGGAGAAGACAUCAGCUCGCGGAGGAGGUGCCAGGACUCUACAUUCGGCGCCUCACGCUCGAGGACCCCAGGAGCGCGCGGGAACCGUCGAGUUCAAGGUCGCAGUCUCCGACACGCCAUAUCUGUCAUCCUACCACCGGUUACGUGCCCUCCACCAGGAGAUCCUCGAGUUAUAGAUCCUGGUUGGAGAGGAUCCGGAAGGAGAGGCCGCCGUUCCUGACGAUCGUCUCAUUGGAGCUACCCGAAUCCCCAAUUCCCCUGAUCGAAUCUCAGGCGAGCGCGCGCUCGAGGCCCGAGGAGACGAGCGAAUCCCUCGAAUCCAAGGACGACAUUCUGCACGAGCUCCUGGAGAAGGUCACGGCGACAGGGAACGAGAGAGACGGCCUACGCCACGCUGCAAGGAAGGAAGGAUCCUCGAGGAAGUCCCGUGGCAGACGCAAAAGGGGCGAGGAGCUCGUGGAAUGUACGAAAGGAGUUCCAACCCUCGAAGAAUGCACGAAGAACAUUGUCGAAGGAACCAGUCAUCGACGACUGUCCGAUAUCGAUCCUCAACACGUCACCGAGUGCAUCUGCUCGGAAAUCUCCGAAAAUUUCCGUGUUAACGCGAGAAAGGAUUCGCAGGCACGCGAAUCGCUCGCUUCCAGCCCGGAAAUGAGUCACAUAAUUCGGAUCGCAAUGAACUACCACGACAGAUUCGACUGUGACAUCGACGACGAGGACGUGGAAGAAACGAGAAGAUCAAGACCAGGAACGAACAGGAGGGAUGCCAGGACGAAGAAGAUGUUAGUCAAGGAGGAUGGCUGCUGCAACAGUGUGAACGACACCUUGGAUUUCACUCUGAAUUGCAGCAGUUUGAGACUGACGUCUAGGGGCGGAACAGGGGGUGGGAAGGCAUGACAGACUAGAAACUCGAAUUUAAGAAAUUGUUUCCUAGUGUAAUGAUAUCUUUAACUCUUUACGUUGCAAGUGCGUCAAAUAUGGAGCCUAUGGAUCUUUGAUGACCUAGUACAUUUUUAAAACUUUGAAACCUUGUAUUUUAGGAAGAGCUAGCUUUUCUAGUAUUAGGAUGCAAAUAUAAAUAUAAAAGGGACAGAUGCACUCGAGAUGAAGUCAUACAUGAAGCACACAUUGUAGCUGCGUUUGAAUUUGGCCGCGUUUCAAACAGAUGGCGCUAGUAGUUGACCAAAGUAAAAUGGCUGACGGUUAUGAAUUUGUACAAGUCCAUACCGACGUAGGAUUAGCCUCAUAUCAACUUUUAAAUUUAAGACUCGAAUAAAAUGAAGCAUUUACGACCUGUACGCUAUUUCUAGACUACAAUUUUGUUCGCGCCAGUCACGAAGCAGCAGAAAAGUCUUCGACUUUGCUAGAGCGACGCGAUUAAGUCAGCUGGUAGCAAACGCAAGGACGUCGUCCCACGGAUGCUACCAGUCCCCCGUCGUUUUUAUCAAAGCGUGACCAUCGUCUCGUCUCUAAGCGCGCUAUCGAACUCUCGAAUUACCGUGGGCAGCGACCAAGCAGAAAGGAAUUCGUGGCGAGCAGGAUCGAUCCCUCAUCGCCGGAACAUCCGAAUUAAAGGAAUUCCGUGCUCGCUCGGCCGCGGACGCCAUUAGGCUCGGAUUCUAUUCCGAAGCUGACGGAAAAAAAGACGCGGGGCCCCUAGAAAGCGGCGAAGACGCCUCACGAGACGAGCACUGGAUCAUGAAUCUCCGCCGCGACGAUAAAUCGCGAAUCGUUGCGUUUCGAUUUCCACGAAUCGCCGCGCCGACGUUGCACGCACACGCCGACGCCCGGCGUCCAGUUAGCCUAUUAAUUAGCUCGCCUAAUAAAUCGCGACUGGUCCGUCGGGGGGAGGGAACGUUAGCCAUCGUUCUUCGUAGCGGAGAGAAGGGAGGAUGGCACC
Messenger RNA from Hylaeus volcanicus, 2080 nucleotides. RefSeq lists its product as uncharacterized. The transcript has 5 exons. The record is from RefSeq and is a predicted model, not a curated record. Bases 1 to 1077 code for a protein of 358 amino acids. NCBI's taxonomy places the organism in Eukaryota, Metazoa, Arthropoda, Insecta, Hymenoptera, Colletidae.